Molecule: messenger RNA, 4823 nt
Organism: Glossina fuscipes
Lineage: Eukaryota; Metazoa; Arthropoda; Insecta; Diptera; Glossinidae
Product: DNA-binding protein Ets97D-like
Exons: 8
Coding region: 3140-4570 (476 amino acids)
Biological process (GO): regulation of transcription by RNA polymerase II; cell differentiation
Cellular component (GO): nucleus
Molecular function (GO): DNA-binding transcription factor activity, RNA polymerase II-specific; sequence-specific DNA binding
Source: RefSeq, a predicted model, not a curated record
AGAAUUUUUUUUAAUCAUGAGCAUGACAGCAUUGAUGACUAACUGUAUCAGUUUGUAGCGCUAUCUCAAUUCUUCGGGCUACGAUUGUUCCAACAGGUAGUUAGAUGGACAGACUUGUAAAUUUAUUUGAAUGACAUGGACAAAGAAAUACCUAUAUAAUAUAUGUACAUAUGUACAAUAAAUAUGUAAUAUAUGUACGCAUACACUGCCUCAUUUCGGAAAAAGGGAUGUAUCCUCACCUUAGGCAUUGGUCUCUAAUUCUUUUCCUCUAUCUUAGUUGCAUCGUUAGUCAACGUGAACAAAGUAAUAAAUAGUUUUCAAAAGUUUAAAACUAAGUAGCGCGUAGAGAAAUUUUUAAUCAUCUAACGCAUUUAUACCUAGCGAUAUUCUCCAAUACUGGUGUACAGAGUGUCGGGUGUUGUUUAUAUUUUCUCAUCCUCUUAAAAACCAUAUUUUAUUUAUUAAUAUGUUUAUAUCCUACACCACUUGUGACACGUGGGUAUAUUAAGUUUAUCCCUAUGUAUGCAGUGUAAAAUAGAACUUAGAAUAGAUCGAUACUUUACUCUACCGAUCUAAGAUCGUCUGUCUGUGUGUCUGGUUUCCUUGUGGCCAACAUAUAGGCCGUAAUUUGUGAAUAUUUUGAUGUGGAAAUAAUUCAAAUCUGGCCACUUUUUCAACCACUUAUCAUAUAACACCUUACCUUGAAAAGUCGUUAUAUUCAUAAUGGUACGAUUGUGCAGGAUAUUUCGUACUGGACCCUGCCAUGCUAUAACGCUUUUACUUUUUUUAUUUAUAAAAAUAUAAAAUUUUUAUAUACGUAGUACGCCUUACAAUAAUAUGAAAUUUUUGUACACAUUUAGACGUAAUUAACUCACCAUUCAAUAAAGUCAUAAGAAUGCAAGCAGAAGUUUACGGUUAGGUGUUUAAGUCACGUUACAAGGAGAAUUCUGAUUUACCAUUGCAGAAAUAGUCUCAUUAAAGGAAAUAUAAACUUAUGGUCAAAAUGUCAUGAAACAGAUUGACUUAUUUCUUUUGAAGCUUAUCUAAAAAUCAUAUGAGGGUUCGUCAACAGUCAGCCUACAUCUCUAUUCCAUCCUCGGAGCAUAUUAAAUAAUGUAUUUAAUUGCGCGAGGAUACUGUACUAGCACUACGUUGUUUAAUCAGGAUCCUUUUUCACUUUUGGAAUUAUCUACUAGAUACCUAUGCGAAGUAUCUAAGAUUUGCUUUAGGAUAAGUUUCCUCAUUAUUAACAUUGUAAUAGCAUAAGAAAUUUUACACUCACAACAAAGUUUAUCUGAUUGAAAAACGUAUUCUAUCUAUCUAUAAAAGUUAUAAUUAAAAAAAUUUUUUUUUCUUAAUUUAAAACAUCGAGUACAUUAAGCUUAAAACGAUUUUUUUUUCUUUUUUCUUUUUAGAAAUUAUUUCAUUCAUUUAAGUUACUACUCAUUCAUAAAUUGUUGGCCAUAUGCCGGCAAUGCUUCAGUAGUAAUACAGUAAAGCAUUAUCGCACGCGAUUUAACAAUUUAUAUUACUUUGUCUCUCAAAACUUUAAAUUUUUAUUUAAUUCUUUAAAAUUUCAAUGUUAGUCUUUAAUUUUCAAUUUUGGGAAGAGUUGCCUUUACGUUACCUAAGUGGAGGUUUCCACUUUACUUGGAGGGUUUGGCUACCGUACGUGGGUUUGCCUGUUGUACAACAUAUAAUUAUUUCAACAAUUAAUAAUAACUAAACACUUAUGCACACAUAAGAGGCUGGGCGGGCUGGACGGGCUGAGCACGUAAGUAUAAUUAAACUAUUUUAAAGGUAUAAUGAAUAUUUUUAGUAAACUGAAUCAUUAUAUACCACUUAGUGCAGUGUAUAUACACAUAUACAUAUAUGUAUUAUUAUAAUACAACUGUAAUACGUGAUUGCGUGUGUGUAAGACCAUUAAAAAAAUAUAUUAAUUAAAAACCUUUCGUUUUUCAAUAUUUAAGAAAUAAUGAAUGAAUUUUUAAGAAUUGAUCUCGAUUACUACAUCCAUCCUGUAAAGUACAUUUAUACUCUUAUGAAGGAAGCUUUGAGAUUAACUCUUGUUUCUGCCCUUUGUUCAUAGGUGAACAUUCAUUGAUAGUUUCGCGAUGUGAAACGCCAUUAGUUUUAUGUUUAUGGUCCUUUCUGAAAAAUCCGUGUAAAAAAGACUAAAACUUAUGUGGAUCGAAAAGUGAACCCUUAAUCCUGGCUUCAAUUCCCCUUUCGCUUAGACCCUGCAAAAUUUGUAUCCAUAAGUCUGAUUCUUUAAGGUGGCUCAUCUGCGUGGAAAGCUAACAGCUGGGAAAAGAUAAAAAAGACUCUUAUGUGUCUUCUCAGUCUUCGUGCAAUUAUUAAAGUUUUUUUCACAGGUUUGAUAUAAAAUACAUCAAAUGGUUUUUUGUACGAGCGAUAUCUGCCAGAAAAAACUAUUUGAAAACACAUUGCGUCACCACUUAUCGAAAAGUAGAUGAAUUAUUUUUAUUUUCAUUUCCUCGCAAUUUAAUGAGACAAGUUUCUUCACAGUUUCUAUUUAAAGCGAUGCGUGUCUGCGAAAGAACACAUUCAAAAAGAAAAGAUGUCGCGUAAAGAAGACACAUCGCGUUUCCGCAGAGCAAAGUAAAUCUGUAAUGUUUCUUGACUCUUGUACGUUACAUGUACAUUUUGAUCCAAGAAGUAACUGAAAUGUGCUGGUCUCCGUCAAUUUUUGGUCGUCGAGAGUGCGGCGAGUCGUCGACAUCGACGAAAAACGAAACAACCAUUCACAUAUUAUUGGCUUUGCUUCAUCCUAAACGCCACGAAUUUUUUCUUAAAUAUCCAGAACAUAAUCACUUUGGUUGACAUCCUAUUAAGUAAUAUAUAGCGAAUAUGGUCUCAUUCUUCAAAAGCAAAUAUUGUUUCUGUUAUUACUGCAGGAUAAAUAAAAGUAUGUGUAAAUUAAAAAAAGAAAAUGUAGAACAAUGGCAACAUUAUCAUGUACAGAAAGCAGAAGAUAGGAUGCGGAAAGAGAAAGAAGAUUGAAAAGAAGACAAGAAGAAAUUAAUGAAAUAAAUUAAAAUGUCUCUUGAUAUUUGUUAACCAACUGUUUGUUAAAUUAUUUGCAAAUGUUACGGUUAAUGUGAUUCUGUAAAUAAAUAUGGAAAAUAAUGUUAUGACUCAAUUAUCGGAAGAAUUGGUACAGCGUUUAAGCAGUGGCGGAAUUGAUUUAGAAGGUAUGUCAGGCGAACUUUUUGGACAAAGUGAUUUGUAUAUUACAGGGAACCAAGAUGAUAGCAAUUCUCAAAUAGCAAUAGAUAAUGAAAUUAUUAUGCAUAUGGAUAUAAGAGAACCGUUAAAAACAUUGCACAAGCUUUUAGAAAAGAAACUAAACAUAAGCCUUCGUGAUUAUGAAUUCUGGCUCCAAGACGCUCAAGAACUGGAACCUCACAAAAAUUUAGUGGACCAAUGUGUAAAAGGUGAAGGCUUGGUUCAAAUUAAUGUGGAAAUCAAAUAUAUAGUUAAACGAAUCAACAUUUUGGAUGUCCUAAAACCCACUGAAGACGCUUUGGUAGCGGCCUUGGCUGAGCAAGAGAAUUGUAAAACAAAUUCCACUUCGGAUGAUAAACAAUGCAAACGCAAUGAAUAUUCCCAAUCCUUCCAGGGCGCUGAAGAAAAAUCCCCAUCCAAAAAAUGUAAAAGCGGUCAUGAAAGCGCUUCUACUUCCAAAAAAGAGAAACCUUACCUUAAUUGGGUAUUGGAUAGCAAGUUUCGCAAGGAACAGGCACGUCUGAAAAUACCCGACAAUCCCAAUGAUUGGACAGUAGCUCAUGUGAAAUAUUGGCUUCAAUGGGCCAUUAAGCAAUUCGAAUUGACUAACUUUAAUAUGAACGAAUGGUCAAUAACGGGUCGUCAACUUUGCACACUCACUCAUGAAGAGUUUCAUAAGAAAUUGCCUAAAGAUCCUGGUAACGUAUUUUGGACUCAUGUGCAGUUGCUGAAAGAAUGUAAGUUUGUGGCUGUUGUACAUAAAGCUGCUGAAAGUGAAUUAAUGGAAAAUAACGCAGAAUUAAGUAAAAACACACCGUCCUUGUCUGCCAUGCCACGAGAGCAAAAGAUAAUGCGCAAAAGUUUUCAUAAUACUAAGAAAGAAACUGAAGUGGCUUUAGGCUCAGAUGGUUCAAUUACUCAUAGCAAUUAUGGCAUCGGUUCCGGAAACAACGGCCAAGUACAAUUGUGGCAAUUCCUCCUUGAGAUACUUACUGAUCGCGAACACGUGGACAUAAUUGAGUGGGUAGGUGAUGAUGGCGAAUUUAAGCUUACUGAUCCGGAACGUGUAGCUCGCCUUUGGGGCGAGAAAAAAAAUAAACCUGCUAUGAAUUAUGAAAAAUUAUCUCGAGCUUUACGCUAUUAUUAUGAUGGUGACAUGAUAUCCAAAGUGUCUGGCAAACGUUUUACCUAUAAAUUUGAUUGCGAUCUGAAACUUCUGAUCGGUUAUAGUGCCGGCGAACUAUCAGCUUUGGUCAAUGAAAGAACCAUUAGUGAUUCUAUUUACUUGGAGCAAAAAGACUAUAAGUCGAAUAAUAAAUGACAGUGGGUGCGAGUCAAAGAGGAGCCGUUAUGCAUUUUGAAAGAAGAAUUUAUUAUUGAACCACCAGAUUGACCUGGUGCAUUAUAUUUUAUUUUAUUCCUUUUUUUUACAUCAUUGCAUUAUUGAUAUUUGUUUUGUAAACCUUCUCGUUACAUGUGCACUUAUUAAAAUUGCUUGUUUAUUAUCUUUAUCUGCUUUUGCAGCAUCAUUGGAAAUGUGCAAGGACGCAUGUCAUUUUUUUACGAUUAUCAGA